AUGCCAGCGCCGCUCCCUCCAAGACUCAGUCACAAGCCAGUGCUUCGACUACACCUGGAUGAUGUCACCCACGCUGCCGCCCAGAUUGCUUGCUCCUCACUGGACUCAGGCUUGUAUCUGGAGCGCGCCAUUGAGCAUGUCGUCAACCAUUUGUAUGAUCACCACGGUGCGAGCAAGAUCCCCAAAGUAAGGUCGGUCACCGUGGUGCUCAGAUCCAUGGGCGGGGUCGCCUACACGACCGGGCUGCCACUGGAUGAUCUUCACAAGGAGAUCCAUCUGUCGCUAGACUACGUGCGGAGCGUACACUCAGCAAACCCGUCAAGGAUUCGCCUUGAGAUCGCUGGCGUAGUCACCCAUGAAAUGGUCCACUGCUUUCAGAAUAAUUGCCAAGGGACUGCCCCAGGAGGUCUGAUUGAGGGUAUCGCAGACUUUGUUCGGCUCAAGGCUGGCCUAGCCCCACCGCAUUGGAAUGGAACCCCAGAAAACAGAGGCAAAAAAUGGGACGAAGGUUAUCAAAAGACCGCAUGGUUUUUGGAGUGGCUGGAGGAACGUCAUGGUCCGGGCAGCAUCAGCCGCAUGAACCAAACGAUGGCGAUGGGACCAUAUGAUGAGAACAAAUUCUGGCAUAGCCUUUUCGGUCAAUCUGUUGAGGAAUUGUGGAGUCAGUACAAAGCAACAUGGAUGGCUCAUGAUCAAGAUGAUUCUUCCGGCUACUAUGCACGUGAGCCGAGUGCCGCGGGGUCGGAAGCUGAGAUGGUCAAUUUGAAUGAACAGGAGAAAGAGGAAGCCAUCAAAGAAGAAAGGAGAGUUCAAGAAUUUUUUGCAUAG
Messenger RNA from Capronia coronata CBS 617.96, 828 nucleotides. RefSeq lists its product as uncharacterized. The transcript has a single exon. The record is from RefSeq and is a predicted model, not a curated record. NCBI's taxonomy places the organism in Eukaryota, Fungi, Ascomycota, Eurotiomycetes, Chaetothyriales, Herpotrichiellaceae. The coding region runs from base 1 to 828 and encodes 275 amino acids.